Molecule: messenger RNA, 4347 nt
Organism: Arctia plantaginis
Lineage: Eukaryota; Metazoa; Arthropoda; Insecta; Lepidoptera; Erebidae
Source: the annotation of a GenBank genome assembly
AUGGAGAUCUAUGUGAGAGUAGUGACUGCUGCACUGGUGUCCCUUGCAGCUGUCAAUGUUGCUUCAGCGCACGACCGCUGCAAGUUUAUGCAAGAAGUACGGAGGCCACCAAGGCCGUACUUCCCAGAUGAGAAUCGCACAGGAUUAACAUGGAGACAGCAACCCUUUUUGCCGGCAUUUGACAGAGAUGAGGUGUGUGUAAGUGAGUUCUUUAGUGGAUUGCUCCAGGUAAUUUAUAUGGAAGAAGAGAUUGAGGGGGAUGUGGUUCUUGCGAAAUUUAACUAUCAUGGUCCUGAGGUGCCAAAGAUUCUAUCAUCCUUCCUGAGAGGUUCAAAGAGCCGGCUAGGCCCAGUUAUCAAAAGGAUUCCUGAGAACAAAGGAGCCUGGCACCUCGUUAUUACUCAAAGACAAGACUUUGAGAUGCCUGAAAUGCAGUUCUAUGUGUUCCGUGUGCGUGUUGAUGGAGAAGCCACCGUACCCUUGGUCUCACUUUUGAUCGUCAAUAUAGAUGACAAUCCACCGAUAAUACGAGUCCCCGUUCCAUGCCAAAUACCCGAAACGGCAGAACCUGGUCUAACUAACUGCGUAUACACUGUAACUGACGCAGACGGACAUAUGAGUACAGCUUUCAUGACCUUUAAUAUGGAUAGUGACCGUAACGACGAAGAGAUCUUCGACCUAGAUUACGAGGUCGUGAGGGGUAAUCCGUUUCGGAUGAACUUAAAGUUAAAACUUAAGAGAACCCUGAAUUUUACAGAAUCUGCGCUUCACAUCUUCAGAGUUACAGCAAUUGACUCGCGUUUAAACAAUCACACAGCAACAAUUAUGGUACAAGUGCAAAACAUCGAGUCCAGGCCACCGCGAUGGGUAGAAAUAUUCGCAAUGCAACAGUUCGAUGAGAAGCAGGCAAUGAACUUUACUGUCAGGGCCUUGGAUGGAGACAUGGGCAUUGAUAGACCUAUAUUUUAUAGAAUUGAAACGGCUCCAGAAGAUCCAUUCUUCCACAUUAAAACAUUCGAAGGUGGUCGCAAUGGCUCGAUUUUGUCCGUCGACCCCAUAGACAGAGAUACUCUCGAAAGAGAAGUGUUCCAGUUCGCUAUAAUCGCUUUCAAAAAUGAUGACGUCGGUAAUGAAGCAUUUUCGACAAGAGACAACAUUCUCAUCAUAGUUAACGAUAUCAACGACCAGAAACCAGAGCCGUUUCAAGCCGAGUACAACAUAAGUAUCAUGGAAGAGACAGCUGCGACACUGAACUUACAAAACUUUGGGUUUCAUGAUCGUGAUCUCGGUGACCAUGCUAUAUACACAGUGGAAAUAAUAGCUGAUGGUCCACCGGGUGCCGAGGCAGGUUUCCAAAUUUCACCAUCAACUGGAUACCAGCGUCGAAACUUCAUAUUGACAACGUUGAACCACCACUUGCUUGACUUCGAAGACAGAGACUUCCAAAAUAUUACAUUAAGGAUCGUUGCAACAGACCGGAAUAACACACAGUUCGUACGAGAGGCAAUUAUGAAUAUAAACCUUAUCAACUGGAACGAUGAGCAGCCAAUCUUCUACGAGAACAUACAGACAGUUACGUUUAAAGAGACAGUUGGUAGAGGACACUUCGUAGCCAACGUCACCGCAACCGACAGAGACAUCGACGACCGAGUUGUCCACGAACUCCUGGGCAAUGCUGGCAACUUCUUGUGGAUCGAUCCAGCCCGUGGUUCCGUCUACGUGUCUGUUGAUAACGCAUUUAGCUAUCAAAGGCAAAGCGAACUGUUUAUACAAGUACAAGCUGUGGAUACCCUUGGCGACGGACUGCAUCACACAGCCACUUCGCAGCUAGUUAUUCAGCUCAUUGAUGUCAAUAAUACACCGCCAAGUCUUAGAUUGCCUCGGGCCCGUCCUGAAGUAGAGGAGAACGUUCCAGUCGGAUUCCCAAUUGAGGUGGAGGUUGCAGAAGGUAUGCCUGCUCAAGAAAUCAUCGCAAUGGACCCGGAUACAGAUGCUGAGCUUGUCUUUGAGAUUGAUUGGACCACGUCGUAUGCUACAAAGCGAGGACUGGAAACACCAGCAACAGAGUUCCACAACUGCAUAGAGAUACAAACGGUAUAUCCAAACCCUCAAGACACGAGCACAGCCGUGGGCAAGCUGUUUGUGAAGGAGAUCCGACCGGGUGUCACCAUCGACUUUGAGGAGUUUGAGAUACUCUACAUCACUGUGCGAGUGAUUGACCUCAAAACUGAAAUAGGAUUAAAUUAUGAUGAAGCUACGUUCACGAUAAUCGUAAUUGACAUGAACGACAACAAGCCUCUGUGGGCGGACUUAACUCUCGCUCAGGAGUUCAGGGUUCGCGAGAGGUCCGACACGGCGUCGUCAUCGGCUCAGGGCUGGCCACGGACCUCGAUGGGCCUCUCUACAACCAACACGAGAGAAGACACUCCCGAUGAAUUAGCCCAAAUUGACUUUAACACGGGCCAGAUCACGGUGAAUACCCUCCAUAAGAUCGAUGCUGAUAAACCUGCGACUUACCAUUUGCACUACACGCUGCGAGCCAGCGACGAGUGUUAUGCUAAACACAUAGAGGACUGCCCACCAGAUAGGACAUACAAUUAUAGUGACUGCAAUGUGCCCAGUUUUAUCAAACACGUUACAUUGGAAAUAAUAAUAAUUAUGUUCAAGAAACAUUCUUGCGAGUUGAAACUCGGAUCUGACAGCAUGUUACCCAAAAGCAAAACAUUCUGGGGUAAUGUUUACCGCAAAUUUCGAAAGUUGACUCAGUUGUCUAUGCAUCAUCCGGACAGGUCUACCUAUUACAGAAGCUACUCAGCCGUAGUGGCUGAAAGACAGCGCCUAAUUCUCGAAGCUGGCGAUCGUGUUAUUCAUCCUCUUAGUUUAUUCAGUUUAGUCUGGAUGUCAAUCAUGAUAUUUGUGAACCUAGCGCACAUGACAUUGUCUCCGUUCCGUUUAUUCUACGUGUUGGAGCCAAUAAACGACUUAAAGCUGCAGAGUACUGACAAACGACUGCUAGUCUUCCAGAUCCUAUGUUUGACCGACGUAUUUAUAAAUUUUAACAUGGGAUAUCACGACAAAAGAUUCUCAUCUAUAAUCUUGGAAAGAAAAUCAAUCGCUUGUCGCUACCUGAAAACUUGGUUACUGUUCGACUUGAUCUCCUGUACACCGAUAGCCUUCUUUAUGUUAUGGAUCGGGAUUGAGAACCACCGUUAUAUUCUUGGUGCUCAUAUACUGCCACUGUUUAGAAUUACCAGGAUCUAUACAGUCACUUCCAAUUUGAAGACUAUUACUAAGUUGUUCUCCGGAUCUUACAUAGUAAUAGGGUUAGUGCGGAUCCCGGUGCUUUUGCUCCUUAGUGUACAUUGGUGUGCUUGUCUAAUGUAUCUAUCCCCCGUCCUCAUUUACUACUGGACGGCUAAAUUGCCUGUCGAUUACAAUUUUUACUUACAAAAUGUAGGGGACGAUGUCAAUUUGAUGAGGUUCUCUGUUGAUUAUCGAUAUGGAAAAGCUAUUAUAAUUGUUGUAUCCGCCUUCCUUGGCACUGGUUACUCAAUGUUUCACUCGAGCUUACCAGACGAGUUGUUGGUACAUUCCUGCAUUAUUGUUUACGCGGCUAUAUUUAUGGUUUUUACUUUAGUGUUUUUCAUCAAAUCGUAUCUGACGAUGUACGACUCAACGAUACGUUAUAAUGGGCUUAUCAAUCAAGUAGAAGAAUAUAUGACAUACAGACAAUUCCCUGUUAAAUUAAAGAAACGUGUACGAGCUUUCUAUGAAUACAGAUAUCAGCAACAUUACUUCAAAGAGUCAAAUAACCUCCAGUGUCUAUCCGAACAACUACGUGAUGAAGUUCAACUACACACAAGUCGUUCACUCAUCGACAAGGUGAAACUCUUCGAAAAUAUCUCUCCGAGUACGGUCGGAACGAUUCUUGGAUGCCUCCACCCCGAAGUGUACCUAGCUAAUGACUUGGUUAUAGCUGCUGGGGAUCAGGGGGAUUGCAUGUAUUUCAUAUCUACCGGCACCGUAGCUGCGUAUUCUGCGAAUGGCGUUGAAAUAUGCCAUCUCGAAGACGGUGCACACUUCGGUGAAGGGGCUCUACUCAUGAAGGACCAUAAGCGGCCGGCCACCAUAGUAGCAAUUGAGAACUCACAGUUAUACAGAAUGGAUGAGGAAGACUUCAGCCGCCAUAUAAUGUCACACGCGGUGUUACGUGACCGGAUCCAGUCUUUGGGGUCUCGUCGCAUGCACGAAAUAGUCUUAGUAGAUGAUGCUGUGCGCAAAGAAAGAGUAAAACACUUAUCAACGGUAAACAACAACCUAGAUCCUUCAACACUGUGUGGCUUAUAA